Molecule: messenger RNA, 2022 nt
Organism: Sodiomyces alkalinus F11
Lineage: Eukaryota; Fungi; Ascomycota; Sordariomycetes; Glomerellales; Plectosphaerellaceae
Product: hsp70-like protein
Exons: 4
Coding region: 1-2022 (673 amino acids)
Biological process (GO): cellular response to unfolded protein; protein refolding
Cellular component (GO): mitochondrion; cytoplasm
Molecular function (GO): ATP-dependent protein folding chaperone; ATP hydrolysis activity; ATP binding
Source: RefSeq, a predicted model, not a curated record
AUGAUGUCCACGCGCUUUUCCAGAGCUCUUCCCCGAGCUACCACUUCAGUCUCGCGCUCGGCCGCCUUCGCCAGGCCGGCCUUCGCCUCCAGAUUCGCUCGCUAUGAGUCGACCGAGUCCGAGGGCAAGGUGCAGGGCUCAGUCAUCGGUAUCGAUUUGGGUACCACCAACUCCGCGGUGGCGAUAAUGGAAGGCAAGACUCCUAAGAUCAUCGAAAACUCCGAAGGUGCCCGGACAACGCCAUCAGUAGUUGCGUUCGCCGAGGAUGGCGAGCGCCUCGUCGGUGUGGCCGCAAAGCGCCAGGCCGUCGUCAACCCUGAGAACACCCUCUUCGCCACCAAGCGACUGAUCGGUCGCAAGUUCACCGACGCCGAGGUCCAGAGGGACAUCAAGGAGGUGCCCUACAAGAUUGUCCAGCACGGCAACGGCGACGCCUGGGUGUCGGCCCGCGGCAAGAACUACUCUCCCUCCCAGAUCGGCGGCUUCGUUCUCGGCAAGAUGAAGGAGACGGCCGAGGCCUACCUGAGCAAGCCUGUCAAGAACGCCGUCGUCACCGUGCCCGCCUACUUCAACGACUCGCAGCGCCAGGCCACCAAGGAUGCUGGUCAGAUUGCUGGCCUCAACGUCCUCCGUGUCGUGAACGAGCCCACUGCCGCUGCCCUGGCCUACGGCUUGGAGAAGGAGGCUGACCGCGUCGUCGCCGUGUACGAUCUUGGCGGUGGCACCUUCGACAUCUCCGUCCUCGAGAUCCAGAACGGUGUCUUCGAGGUCAAGAGCACCAACGGCAACACCCAUCUCGGUGGUGAGGACUUCGACAUCAAGCUCGUCCGCCACCUCGUCCAGCAGUUCAAGUCCGAGUCCGGCAUUGACCUGUCCGGCGACCGCAUGGCCAUCCAGCGUAUCCGUGAGGCUGCCGAGAAGGCCAAGAUUGAGCUGUCGUCCACCCUCCAGACCGACAUCAACCUGCCCUUCAUCACCGCCGACUCGUCCGGCCCCAAGCACAUCAACCUCAAGCUCACCCGUGCUCAGCUCGAGAAGAUGGUCGACCCCCUCAUCUCCCAGACCAUCGAGCCCGUCCGCAAGGCCCUCAAGGAUGCCAACCUUCAGACCAAGGACAUCCAGGAGGUUAUCCUUGUCGGUGGCAUGACCCGCAUGCCCAAGGUCACCGAGUCGGUCAAGAGCCUCUUCGGCCGCGAUCCCGCCAAGUCGGUGAACCCCGAUGAGGCUGUCGCCAUUGGUGCCGCCGUCCAGGGUGCUGUCCUCUCGGGCGAGGUGAAGGACCUUCUCCUCCUCGACGUCACGCCCCUGUCCCUCGGCAUCGAGACCCUUGGUGGCGUCUUCACCCGCCUGAUCAACCGCAACACCACCAUCCCCACCAAGAAGUCCCAGGUCUUCUCCACGGCCGCCGACUUCCAGACCGCCGUCGAGAUCAAGGUGUACCAGGGCGAGCGUGAGCUCGUCAAGGACAACAAGAUGCUCGGAAACUUCCAGCUCGUCGGCAUCCCCCCUGCCCACCGCGGUGUUCCCCAGAUCGAGGUGACCUUCGACAUCGACGCCGACUCGAUCGUCCACGUCCACGCCAAGGACAAGUCCACCAACAAGGACCAGUCCAUCACCAUCGCUUCCGGCUCCGGCCUCUCCGACUCGGAGAUCCAGCAGAUGGUGGAGGACUCGGAGAAGUAUGCCGAGACCGACAAGGAGCGCAAGGCCGCCAUCGAGGCCGCCAACCGCGCCGACAGCGUCCUCAACGACACGGAGCGUGCCCUGAACGAGUACGCGGACAAGCUCGAGAAGGACGAGGCCGACAAGAUCCGCGAGAAGAUCGCCUCGUUCCGCGAGUUUGUCUCCAAGAGCCUGGCCGGCGAGGGCACUGCCACGGCCGCCGAGAUCAAGGAGAAGACCGACGACCUCCAGGUUGCCAGCUUGAACCUCUUCGACAAGAUGCACAAGGCUCGCGAGUCCAGCGACAACCAGUCGUCUGAGAACAACACCUCGUCCAACGAGGGCGAGAAGAAGCCUUAA